AUGUUUCUUCCCAAUACUUCUGAGGUUGAAGUCUCCACAUUUCUGUUGAUUGGGAUCCCAGGGCUUGAGCACAUGCCUGUUUGGAUCUCCAUCCCUAUCUGCCUCAUGUACCUCAUGGCCAUCCUCGGCAACUGCAUCAUCCUCUGUGUCAUCAGAAUGGAGACUUCCCUUCAUGAGCCCAUGUACUACUUCCUCUCCAUGCUGGCCCUUUCUGACCUCGGCCUGUCUUUCUCCUCCAUCCCCACUAUGCUGAGAAUCUUCUUGUUCAACACUAUGGGGAUUUCCGCUGAUGCAUGCUUUGCCCAGGAAUUCUUUAUCCACGGAUUCACAGACAUGGAGUCUUCGGUGCUCCUGAUCAUGUCCUUUGAUCGGUUUGUAGCCAUCCGCCACCCCCUGAGAUAUAGCUUUAUCCUUACAGGCUCCAGAGUUUUGCAAAUUGGCCUAGCAUUUGCUAUUAAAAGCAUUCUUCUAGUGCUUCCCCUUCCUUUUACAUUAAAGAGACUCAGAUACUGUAAUAAAUGCUUGUUAUUACACUCCUACUGCUUCUAUCAGGAUGUCAUGAAGCUGGCCUGCUCUGACAAUAGGGUUAACUUUUACUAUGGGCUGUUUGUUGCACUCUGCAUGAUGUCAGAUAGUGAGUUCAUUGCCAUCUCCUAUGUGUUCAUACUGAAAACAGUAUUGGGCAUCGCAUCCCGUGGGGAGCUGCUCAAAGCUCUUAACACCUAUGUAUCUCACAUCUCUGCUGUGCUCAUCUUCUAUGUGCCCAUCAUCACCUUGGCCACCAUGCAUCGCUUUGCUAAGCAUAAGUCUCCUUUAGCUAUGAUUCUGAUAGCAGAUGCUUUCUUGCUGUUACCGCCAGUGAUGAAUCCCAUUGUAUAUUGUGUAAAAACUCGGCAGAUUAGAGUAAAACUCCUGGAAAAGCUGGACCUGAAGUCUAAGUGA
Messenger RNA from Heterocephalus glaber (naked mole-rat), 942 nucleotides. Its product is annotated as olfactory receptor 51A7-like. Lineage: Eukaryota; Metazoa; Chordata; Mammalia; Rodentia; Bathyergidae. Gene Ontology annotation, cellular component: plasma membrane. Gene Ontology annotation, molecular function: G protein-coupled receptor activity; olfactory receptor activity. Gene Ontology annotation, biological process: G protein-coupled receptor signaling pathway. The record is from RefSeq and is a predicted model, not a curated record.